AUGACAAGCAAUAAUAAACAAACCACAAACAUGAACGAUUCAUCGAUUAAUCCGAUUUUAUUAUCUUCAGCAGCUCAUCUCGAAAAUGUUGAACAACUUAUAAAAAAUCUCGAAAAACAUACACUCGAUAUAGAUAAUUUUGAUGAAAUAUUAAGUGAUCGUAAUCGACAAGAACUUAUAACAAAAUCAUUUUCAGCUGUUACCUCACAAACAAUGGCUAUUGAUGAUAUAUCAGAUGAUAAUUUUCUAGUUAAAAGUAUUUCAUUAACAAAUAAUGCAAAUACUACAGGUGGUUAUAAGGAUGAAAAUUUAUCUAUGGAUAGUCUUUGGAAUCACCGUGAUUUAUUCGAAAAUGAAGAUAUGAAAAAACAACAAACACCACCAGCUAAUGAUCAAAGUUUAUAUAAUGAUCAAGAAGGUGGUUUUACAUGGGACGAUCAAUAUGAUACACGAGCUAAUUAUCGUUUAACAUUUAGUACUGAUAAACCACCACAAAUUGAAUCAAAAACAGAUAGAUCUCAUCGACUUAAACAUCAUCAUCGUCAUCAACAUCAUCACAAACAUCGACUAGAUUCACAAUCAAGUUCAACUUAUUCUGAUGAUGGUAUAUCUCCAAAUGUAGCAAAUCAUAUGAAUGAUUGGUCAAUGCGUUCAUCAUUCAAUGCAUUAGAACAAUCUAUUGAACAACGUGAAAAUAAAACACCAAUACCACCAACAAUGGAUCAACAAGCAACAUUUGUUCGUUCACAAUCUCAUCCAACUUCAUUUUCUCCUCAACAACAAUUACCAAAUAAUAAUAACUCACCAAAUUCAUCAACAUCUUCAUCAUCAUCAGCAUCAUGGAGACGUAUGAAAGAAAGUCAACGAACAACAUCUGGUAUGGAACCAAAAGAAACUCGACCACCAUCACCAUUAAGUCUUUAUAAAAUCUUUCAACAAAAAUCACAAUUGGCUACAUCAUCUUCAUCACCACGUAGUGCUUUUCAAUAUUAUCGGCAACAAAGUGAUUCAACGGUUCCGAAUAAUAUUGAUAGCAUGACAAUAUCAGGUGAAAAAAUGAUAACAGAAAAACCGAAAUCAUCUCAUUAUCAGAAAAGACAAACUCAUACAGAUAGACCAUCAUCACAAACAAAUUCUAGUACUGAUCAAGCGAUACAAACAUCUAUUAUAUUAGAUUCUUCAUCAAACAGUCCAAUGAACAGUCGUUUUCAACCUACACCAUCAAUAAAUUAUCUCCAGACAGUUAUGGCAUCAAACUCGCCUCAUCAUCUUGCCGUUCCUCCACGUCCAUCACCAGUACCUAUCUCAUCAUCAUCUAUUCAUAAAUCUCUUCCUGAUCUUGCUUUUAUUUCUCAAUAUUCAAAAGAAUUACCUCGAUCUCGUACUACAUCACCCUUACCACCAACAUCAACUCCAGCUAAUCCUUCACUUCCUAUCAAUACUAACUAUAUGAUAUCAUCUCCAACAGUAACUCAACAACAACAAAAACAAGAAAGUGAACGACCACGUACCCUUAAAUCAAUAAAACGUUAUAAAAACAGUAAACAUUCAACUGAACCUUUAGGGGUUUUUUAUAGUCCACAACUCCGUAAGACAUUUGCCGCCGUGCCAGCAUCAGCAGUUAUUAAUGGAUCAAAUGAAGCGCCGACAAUAAUUAAAAUGAAAUUACCACCACCUUCAUCAUUUCCUAAAGGACAACAACAAACAUCAAACCUUAAAUCUUGUCUGAAAUAUGGACCAAGAGCGAAUUCAUGUGAUAUUCAAGCUAUGUUGCAAGACAGAAUAUCACCAGCACCUGCAUUAACUAUUCCUCAACCAACAAGAGAUAAGGAUUCAUCAUCUCCUACAACAAAACGUCGUUGUUCAGAAGCUGAUGUUCAAGUAGGUCGUCCUAAUUAUCUUUGGCCAUCGAACAUGCCCAGUACUUGUUCAUCAAAUAAUAUAAAUAAUUAUGUUUUACAAGAUUUUUCUCAUGAACGUUGUUCUGAUCAUGAUCUAACAUCAUUACAACAACAAAAUCAAACAAAAAAAAGUGUUAGUUUUUCAGACAAUAUUGCUAAACAUCUUAUUUCACCAUGUAAUCCAGCAAUUCAAUUUGAUCCAGCACCAGCACAACUUGCUUUCAAUGAUAAUACAACAUCAAAUAAUGAUAAUCUUGCUGUAGCAUUACAUGGAAAUCAAGAAAAUUUAACAAGAAAAACAACAUUACGUUAUGGUGAAAUGCGUCGAUGUCAAACUGAUAUUAUUGUUGUCGAUCGUAUUCAUCAUUUGCAUUCAUUUACUGAAAGUCCACCAAAUGAAUUUCGUUUACGAGAAACUGAUAGUCUUGCCCCAGAACAAGAAGAUGAAGAUGAUCAAGCUAUUAUGGAAAAAACUCAUGUGAAUAUUAUACCAACUGUCGUUGAAUCUUCUCUAACACCUGUCAUUAUUGAUACUAAUGAAUCCAAUCGAACAAUGGAAAAAAUGACAUCUUCAAAUGAUAAAGAAAAUACAAUUCCUGAACAAGCAUUAAGUAUGAAUGUAUCAACAACAACAUUAAUUGAAACAAAUGAUCCAUUUCUUGAUGGUCUUUUAGAAAGAGUUAGUAGUAUUGUAAAGCGUAUAUUCGAAAUAAAAAGAUCAGGAAAAACAUUUUUUCUUACUAAUGAAAAUAAUAUUCAGUUUGAUACAUUACUUAAAAAUGACUUAUGUAUAACUCUGCAAAACAUUCUUGAACAUGGUCUUAAAUCACAACGACGAGAUCUUCCAUUAGUCAAACAAAUUAAUUUGUGGAAAAUAAUUGAAACAUCGAUUGAUCAUGGACAAGCUCUUCAAGUAUUUUAUGAAGCUAAACAAAUUGCUCAGAAUGCUUCAGUUAAAAAUGAACUCAUUAAUUGGCUUUAUCAUUUUAUGAAACAAAAAGAAAUUCUUCAGCGUUAUUAUCAAUUGCCUGAUGCUCUAAUGCUAACAUUUACUCCAAUAACAUUUAAUUUAUUUGAUCGUAUAAUGGCUCAAUUAGAAAAACUUUCUCCACUUGCUUUUCGUUUAGUUUAUAAGCCCGAAGCUAUUCCAGCAAACAUUGAAGAACAAUUAAAUACAUCUACAAUUAGUAUACAGUCAACUAAAAGUAGUGCACGAGAUUGGGUUAUGACUGUGUCAAGACGUGCAUCAAGAAAUUUGACACAACCAAUUGUUCAACCCGAUAAUAUCACUACUGCUACUGCUGCUACUACAAACACAACUGCUGAACCAACUGGUACAUUACGUUCGACAUUAUCGCGUAAAAUAAAUUCUUUAUUUACAAAAACAAAUCCAACACAACCACAACGAAAAACGUCUUCUGCAGUCACUGCAAAAUUACCAACUUCUAAACCACAGACAGUAAGAACACAGUCGCCAGCAGCAGCCGCAGCAGCACCUCCAGUACGUCGACAACGUCCAUCAAAUGCAUUUGUGAAUGCAACAGCUGCAGCAACAACAAAUAAACCAGUCAUUGUUUCGAGUCCAAAAUUAAGUAAUGGAAAUAGAACAGGUUCAAUAAGACGAGGUAUUUCACCAUCUGUUGUUAUUGCACCAUCACCACCACCGACAUUAAAUACUACUGGAACAACACCAACAACUACGACAGCAUUCCAAUCGAAAAUUCCACGUCCAUCCUUAAAUGUUGAUAAACCGAAAUCGGCCCGGUAUCGAUCUACGGCACCUCCGCCCAAAUAA
Molecule: messenger RNA, 3696 nt
Organism: Rotaria sp. Silwood1
Lineage: Eukaryota; Metazoa; Rotifera; Eurotatoria; Philodinida; Philodinidae
Source: the annotation of a GenBank genome assembly